Messenger RNA from Euleptes europaea (tarantolino), 901 nucleotides. It is a transcript of the gene SETD9, whose product is annotated as SET domain containing 9. Bases 1 to 885 code for a protein of 294 amino acids. NCBI's taxonomy places the organism in Eukaryota, Metazoa, Chordata, Lepidosauria, Squamata, Sphaerodactylidae. The transcript has 6 exons. The record is from RefSeq and is a predicted model, not a curated record. Gene Ontology annotation, molecular function: protein binding.
AUGCUGGCAGCCCUGCGGCGGCGCUGGGAGGCCUACAAAUACCGCUUCGUGCCCUGGGUCGCGCUCAACCUCCGCCACAAGCGCAGGACUGUACGAUUUGUACCAGAAGAAUCCAAAGACAAAACCAUUUCUAAUGAAGAUGUCCUUCAGACGCUCUUGGAAACAUUUAAAGCUCUAUUUGUAAAUGACUUGACUAGGCAGAUGCCUCUUCUAAGCUUACUCCCAGAAGUUCAGUCUAAAUAUCUGGAAGUACCGAUUGCCACCAAUUGCUGUGGAUGUUUCAGGCUGGGCAAUCAGCAGAGCCAAACUACCUUCCAUGCAGAAGAUGUUCUUUUUAACACAUUAGGAUUCAGCAUUGCUCGAAGGCUCAGUUCCCUCGUUUCUGCUGGGACAGGCGUCUUUGUGACCAGAGGGUUUGUCCCAGAAAGGACAGUGGUAGCUAUGUACCCUGGCACAGUGUAUGAAAACUAUGAACCCAUCUUUUUCCAGUCUAUUGGCAAUCCGUUUAUAUUUAGAUGCAUAGAUGGGGUGCUUAUUGACGGUAAUGACAAAGGCAUCUCAAAAGCUGUGUACCGGUCAUGCAGCAAGAGAGAUCAACUUGGUCCUUUAAAAAUGAAUGAUGUCUCUUGGCUUGUAGCGGCUGCGCAGAAUCCACUGGCUGUGGGACAAUACGUCAACAACUGCUCAGCAGACAAAGCAGCCAACGUAUGCUACCAAGAAUUUGAUAUACCUGAAUGUUUUCCUAUAGAAUUCAGACAGUAUCUUCCCAACAUAAGCUACAGCCAUGAAAUACAGAGGCCGUUGAGAAUUGUAGUGUUGGUUGCUCUCAGAGACAUUGGGCUAGGAGAAGAGCUUUUUUCCAACUAUUACACAAUCAUCAGCUAAGGCUGAAGAACCAGCA